This is a messenger RNA of Momordica charantia (bitter melon), 1594 nucleotides long. RefSeq names its product phenolic glucoside malonyltransferase 1. NCBI's taxonomy places the organism in Eukaryota, Viridiplantae, Streptophyta, Magnoliopsida, Cucurbitales, Cucurbitaceae. The record is from RefSeq and is a predicted model, not a curated record.
UUCAAUGACACUCAUGUGCUAGGUACAAGCUAGCUUAGAAGAAACACAUCAAAACCUUUGUGCUGCCUUCGAUUUUUGAGAUAAAUAGUAUAACCCUCUCCUCAACUUUCAAUGUGAUUCUUUAGAAUCUCGUCUUUAUUUCCAUUCAGAAAUCUUGCAAACUCUCUCUUGUUUCUCUCUUCAAUUAAACUUCCAUGGAGAAGAGAGGCAGUAAUAUGAAGCUUAAGGUUGUUGAAGUUUGUAAGAUCUCUCCAUCAAAAUCAAUUACAUCACAAUUAUCUCUCAAUCUCAGUGUCUUUGAUUGGCUCUACUUAACAUCCCCUCAAAACGGACGUAUUUUCUUUUAUCCACUCCCUCUCACAAAUUCAUUCUUCCACUCCAUCCUAAUCCCCAAACUCAAACAUUCCCUCUCUCUCACUCUCAACCACUUCCUCCCUCUCGCUGGCACCCUCCUCUGGCCCCACAAUUCUCCCCUACCCUUCAUCCUCUACGCGCCAAACGAUGCCGUUUCCUUCGUCGUCGCCGAGACCGACUCCGACUUUGACCGUGUCUCCGGCAGCCACGCGCGCAUGCUCAAAGACUACUCUCCGUCGUCUCUUGUGCCGAAGAUCAUCCCAUCGUCGGAAACCGCCGUCCCACUCAUGGCCGUGCAGGUCACCAAGUUCCCCAAAAAUGGCUUCUCCAUCGGCUUAGCCACCCACCGUGUAGUUUUCGACGGGAAAAGCUCCAACAUUUUCCUCAAAUCAUGGGCUCACAUUUGCAAAAUGAUCAAUAUGGGUGCAACCCAAUUUUGUUUGCAGCCCGAAUUCUCUCCUUCAUUCGAAAGAGGCGCCAAUUUGCUCCUCCAAAACCCGUUUGGCCCCAAAAACAGAACCUUGAAAUUGUCAUCCCCACGCUCUCCGCCGCCGUCCAAUUGGCUCCGAGGCACAUUCCAUUUGACUCCCACCAACAUUCAAACCCUCGAGAAAAGGGUAUCGCAGUGGAUGGAGAAAACUUCAUCCCAACAAUUCUACCUAUCAAAAUUCGUCGUGGUCUACGCCUACGUGUCGGUUUGUUUAAUCAAAGCAAAACAAGAGGAAUGUAGUGAGAAAAUCUACAUGUCGUUUCAUGCCGAUGCUCGUUGGCUAUUGGACCCUCCAGUUUCGAGCAAUUACAUUGGCAAUUGUGUCACUUAUCCCGCAGUGCUGGUGGAGGCAAGAGAGUUCAGAGAAGACGAUGGGCUUCCAAACAUUGCCAAGAAAAUUAGUAAUUUGAUUGUGGAGCUGAGAAGAAGUCGAGCCAUUAAUGUGUGUGACCAUAAUUAUGAACCUUUUUCUUCCUCUAACAGCUCCAAUGAUUUAUUGGGGGGAGUUGAAGUUUGUUUUAAUGUGGAUUCGCCAAAAUCGAGGUUUUAUGAGACGGAUUUUGGGUGGGGAAGGCCCAACAAGAUUGAUGUAGUUUUGGAAGAAUGUAAUAGUUUUUCGUUGUUGGACAGUAGAGAUCAUGGAGGUGGUGGUGUUGAAGUUGGCCUUCUUCUUCCAACCCAUCAAUUCCACAUCUUUGCUUCUCUAUUUUCUAAGGCUUUAAAUUAGCCCCAUUCAAAUUUCGUUUUGGG